AACAUACAACUAUACAUGACAUUGUUUUUAAUAGAAUCAAACGGCUUAACUAUGAGAAGGACUAUUAAGCUAAAAAGCAAGAAGAAAGAAGGAAGGCCCUUAGACUUGGAACAGUUCAGGCCUGUUCUCCGAAGGCAGUUGGAACUCAUUGAAGAGGGCAGGAGGGAGAGGAUGGGGAGUAGUGAGGAGAUGGGAGAAGAAACAGAGACAGGAGAAGAGACAGAGACAGGCGAGGAGACAGGGACAGGAGAAGAGACUGGGACAGGGACAGAGAGAGACAAAGGAAAAAAAUUUAAAGUAUCAAAAGAGCAUUAUUGAAAUGAGUAAUCACUA
Amphimedon queenslandica is the source of this 333-nucleotide messenger RNA. RefSeq lists its product as uncharacterized. The record is from RefSeq and is a predicted model, not a curated record. The coding region runs from base 16 to 318 and encodes 100 amino acids. The transcript has 5 exons. Lineage: Eukaryota; Metazoa; Porifera; Demospongiae; Haplosclerida; Niphatidae.